Miscanthus lutarioriparius is the source of this 1989-nucleotide messenger RNA. The record is from the annotation of a GenBank genome assembly. Lineage: Eukaryota; Viridiplantae; Streptophyta; Magnoliopsida; Poales; Poaceae.
AUGAGGCGGAGGACCAAGCAGUCGUCGUCAUCGUCGUUCUGGUACUCCUCGCGGAGCCGUUCCUCGUCGGCCCCCGCCACGCCGAGGCCGGAACCAGCGGCGGCGAAGGCAGGAGAACCACCCGUCGGGUGCAUGUCCAUGGUGCACUACCUCAUCUUCGCGCCGGGCACCGGGCGCCCGCCCACUUCCUCCAACGCCAUCGUCACGGCGCCGCACGACUGCCAUGGCCUCGGCGGCGGCGACAGCAGCCACCGGCGGGGCGACGACAACAGCAGCAAGAGCGGAUUCGAGGCGCCCAGGAACAGCCUCGACCUCGACGCCGACAACCCCAACGACACCCAGAUUGGCGUGCAGAUCGAGCCGGUGUUCGACGCCCUCGCCAGCAGGACGACGACCAGCAUGCGCCGCUCCACCAAGCCCACCGCGCCGUCAUCCGAGGCCGAGACGCCCAGGACGCCCAGCCUCGUGGCCCGCCUCAUGGGCAUCGACGGCCUGCCGGACCAGCAGCAGCCCUCGCCGGCGCCGGCGCAACACAAGAAGCCCGGCAACACCGGCAGAAGAUCAUCAACUACCUCCACCGCCGGUGCGGGCAAGGAAAACAGCAGCAGCUGCUCCCCGCCGGCGUCCAAGGCGGAGAAGAAGAAGCGCGUGAUCCCGGAGUCCAUGAACCGGCGGGAGCCACUGCGCAGCCUCAGCUGCAACGUCGGCGUCGCCGAGGCCCGGUCGCUGCCGGACACGCCGCGCGCGUCCACGUCGGCAAGGGCGUCGUGGGACGGACCCAGACUGUCGCUGCAGGCGCUCAAGGAGAACGUCCUCGACCGCGCCGCGCACUACAUGUCCAUGCCCAGCUCGCCCACCUCCUUGUCCGCCGCCUCCGGCAAGAAGAAGAAGAAGAAGGAUCCUGCCUGCAGCCACCGCCGCCGGGACGAGAGGGCGGCCGCCAACGAGCACGCGCGCGAGAUCCUCCGCCAGGCCAAGGAGACGGUCGCCAGCCGCAAGUCUAGCAAGAACAGCACAUCCGCGUCGCCGGCGGUUGAGAAGAGGCAGAGCUGCUUUAACAACAAGGAGAACGUGAUGAUGAGUAGUCCUGCAGCUCCCGCACCGGCCAUGGAGGACGCCAAGCUGCCCGUCGUGGUUCAAGUUCAAGAAACUGCCAAGCCGACGACGGUGGCCCCAAAGCCAAGCGCCGAGCAUCAUCACAGCCCCAGGGUGGCGGCUCUGGCGCCGAGGCUGCAGCAGCAGCCGUCCCCUCCGCCGCCGCUGGACCCGCCGCCCACCCGAGCGAGGAAACCGGACGGGUGCGAGCGCUUCGCGACGCGGAUCAAGAAGCCCGCGGCGUGCCCGGCGUCCUCGCCGUCGACGUCGUCAUCAACCACGGACUGCUGCUCGGCAGCGGCGGCCGCCCGCGCCCGCGUUUCCUCGUCUUCGCCGCUGGAGGAGGACCCCGAGUACAGCUACCUGCGGACGGUGCUGGAGCGCGGCGGGUUCAUGCGGUCGUCGCCGCCUCAUCGGCGGCCGGGUCGGGGCCACUCGGUGGCGUCGCCAGUGGACCCGAUCGUGUUCCACCUCCUGGAGCUGGAGCUCCCCGCGGACGAGGCGCGUCUAGGCCCCCUCCGGCACCGGUGGAACCGGAAACUGCUGUUCCACCUGGCGCAGGAGCUGCUGGCGGACCUGCUGCUGGGCCUGGACGCCUCAUCGACGGCGAUGACGACUGGGCUACCGCUGCUGGGGAAGGUGUGGAAAAGGGUGCAGAGCUUCCCGGCGGCGGACUGCCGGGUGGUGGGCGACAUCGACGCGCUGGUGGCGGCGGACCUGGAGUCCUCGAACGUGCGGCGGCUGGCGCGGCACCCCGCGGUGGAGGAGGAGGCGGGCGACGUGGCGGAGGAGGUGGCGGACCGGGUCCUGGACGCGCUCCUCGCGCAGUGCGUGGCGGAAUCUGUCUCUCUCUCCUGCGCCGCCCACGCCCAGUCGCACCCGUCGUCGUCGUAA